UCGCGCGCCGAGAUCAUCGAGCGAGUCAUCAUGCAGUUGCAGCGUCAUUGUGGGCUGCUGUUUGAAUGAAGUUAGCAGACACUCAAACCUUCCGCACCCCAACUUAAAACCGGUCUUUAGAGUUGAGCUGAAUACAGGACAAGUCAAGAGAAAGAUGCCCGUAUUUACAGUGAAUGUGAAAUGGGGAAAGGAGAAGUUUGAUGCGGUGGAGCUGAAUACAGAGGAGCCUCCCAUGGUGUUCAAAGCCCAGCUCUUCGCUCUAACGGGGGUUCAGCCAGAGAGACAGAAAGUCAUGGUGAAAGGCGGAACGCUGAAGGAUGACGAGUGGGGCAACAUCAAGUUGAAAAAUGGAAUGACUCUUCUGAUGAUGGGCUCCGCUGACGCUCUGCCUGAAGAGCCUGUAGUGCGGCCCAUGUUUGUGGAGGACAUGACGGAGGAGCAGCUUGCAUCUGCGAUGGAGUUGCCAUGCGGAUUGACAAAUCUGGGCAACACAUGCUACAUGAACGCAACGGUGCAGUGUCUACGCUCUGUGCCUGAGCUCAAAGUCGCUCUCAGGAGGUACUCUGGUGCCUUGCGUUCUUCUGGAGCCAAUGCUCCUUCCCAGUACAUCACAGCAGCUAUGCGUGAUUUGUAUGAGUCCAUGGAUAAGACCUCGUCAAGCAUUCCACCCAUCAUCCUGCUGCAGUUCCUGCACUUGGCCUUCCCACAGUUCGCCGAAAAAGGAGACCAGGGCCAGUACCUCCAGCAGGAUGCCAGUGAGUGCUGGGUUCAGAUUAUGCGGGUCCUUCAGCAGAAAUUAGAACCACAAGAACCAGAAACCCCACUGGAGAUUGACAGUGAUAGUGGAGCGGCUGCCUCCACAAAAACGAAGAAUUUCAUCGAUCAGUAUUUUGGUGUUGAAUUUGAAACUACUAUGAAGUGCACUGAGUCAGAGGAUGAGGAUCCAACUAAAGGCACCGAGAGCCAGCUGCAGCUUAGCUGCUUCAUCAAUACAGAAGUCAAAUAUCUCGCCACUGGACUCAGAUUGAGGCUACAGGAGGACAUUACGAAGUUCUCCCCAUCCUUGAAAAGAAACGCCCUCUAUAUCAAAUCGUCCAAAAUCAGCCGUCUCCCGGCAUACCUCACGGUUCAGAUGGUCCGGUUCUUUUACAAAGAAAAAGAGUCUGUGAAUGCCAAAGUCCUUAAGGAUGUCAAAUUUCCUCUUAUGCUGGACGUCUAUGAGCUGUGCACUGCUGAACUGCAGGAGAAGAUGGUUUCUGUGAGGUCAAAGUUCAAGGUGGUUGAAGACAAGAAACUGGAGAUGCAGCAGCAGCCAAAAGAGAAUCUGAAGGUUGGGGCUCCAAAGGAAACAAAAUACGAACCUUUCUGUUUUUCUGAAGACUUGGGCUCCAGCAACAGUGGUUACUACGACCUGCAAGCGGUUCUGACGCAUCAGGGGCGAUCCAGUUCAUCUGGCCACUAUGUCUCCUGGGUUAAAAGGAAAGAAGAUGAAUGGGUGAAGUUUGAUGACGAUAAGGUCAGUGUUGUGACCCCUGAGGACAUCUUGAAGCUGUCCGGUGGUGGUGAUUGGCAUAUAGCAUACGUCCUUCUGUAUGGCCCUCGACGUCUGGAGAUACUGGAGUAACAAUGGUUCACAGAGGAGACUUAAAGCAUAAUUGCCAUUUCAGAGCACCGUCUGUAUAGAUGUGCAAAUAAAUUUGUGUCUUUAAAAACAUGACCUUAAUAUUUCCUGAACUCUUCAUGCAUCAACACAAGUGGCAUUUUUAAGGGUGCUUUUUUUGGAUGAUAGAUUGCUUGACGCGAUCCUUGUUUGGAUUUGGAGCAGUGGUUUUAUAAAUGUUUUCUAUAUGCAUUGAAUUAUUUUUUUUAAGCCUUGUGAAAAGGUGUUCAUGCUUAAUAGACAGUAUCCCACCGGAGGAGAAGUAGUGACUUGGUAUAUAAAGAUGUUCUUGGCCACAAGUUUCAGACUUCCAAAUGCAUCAAGAGGUAUGAUACUGGGAUCUCAUAAGAAACGCAAAUCGUUUACUAUGUUGUGUGCGCGUGUGAAUUUCAUAUCAAAGCACUUUGAGAGGAUGUCUUUAUGCUCAAUUACUGCUUCUGUCACUGUAAACUCAUCUGUCUUUAAAUACUCAAAUCAGAGUAAGAAAACUUGAGCUCUGUAAUAUGUUAUUGACUACUGGCUCUUCAUAAACGGUGAAAUAAACAUGCCAUUGACA
Sinocyclocheilus rhinocerous is the source of this 2216-nucleotide messenger RNA. It is a transcript of the gene usp14, whose product is annotated as ubiquitin specific peptidase 14 (tRNA-guanine transglycosylase). The record is from RefSeq and is a predicted model, not a curated record. The transcript is spliced from 16 exons. Gene Ontology annotation, biological process: protein deubiquitination; regulation of proteasomal protein catabolic process; proteasome-mediated ubiquitin-dependent protein catabolic process. Bases 155 to 1624 code for a protein of 489 amino acids. Lineage: Eukaryota; Metazoa; Chordata; Actinopteri; Cypriniformes; Cyprinidae. Gene Ontology annotation, molecular function: proteasome binding; protein binding; cysteine-type deubiquitinase activity.